GUUGCGUAAAGCGGAAGUAAACAAUCCUCAGCUGACGUGGAGCAGCGGUCGGUCGACCCGGAGCUAAACUGUUUUCCAGAAACUGGUCUCACUGGUUUAGUUGGUGGCUUCAGCCGGAGUGUGGUUCCUCUGAAGCUCCAGGAGCUCUGCUGGCUGCUGCGGAACCGAAACAGUCUUUAAAAGCUCCAUAAUGGCGGCAGCGGAGGACAGCAGGCCGUUCGCCGGGCUGUCCGACGUCUCCAUCUCAGAGGACAUCCCGGUGGAGGGGGACAUCUCGGUGCCCGUCGGCUCCUCCAGGAGAGACGACGAGCUGUCCACGCUGGACGAGCCGGUGAAGGAGACCAUCCUGCGGGACCUGCGGGCCGUGGGCAACAAGUUCGUCCACGUCCUGUACCCGAAGCGGAGCUCCGCGCUGCUGCGGGACUGGGACCUGUGGGGCCCCCUGCUGCUCUGCGUCACCCUGGCUCUGCUGCUGCAGGGAGGAGCCGCCGACAGCGACGACCAGGGAGGACCGCAGUUCGCUGAGGUCUUCGUCAUCAUCUGGUUCGGCUCCAUCAUCAUCACCCUGAACUCCAAGCUGCUGGGCGGCACCAUCUCCUUCUUCCAGAGCCUGUGUGUUCUGGGUUACUGCAUCAUGCCUCUGACGGUGGCCAUGGCCGUCUGCCGGCUUGUCCUGCUCGGCGGUACUGGGAUGGUCAGCUUCGCCGUGAGGCUGGCGGUGGUCACGGCGUCCUUCGGCUGGUCCACCUUCGCCUCCACAGCCUUCCUCACCGACAGCCAGCCGCCCAACCGCAAGGCGCUGGUGGUGUACCCGGUGUUCCUGUUCUACUUUGUGAUCGGCUGGAUGGUCCUGACGUUCUCGCCGUCGCAGUAGAGGACGCCAACAUGGUUUUAGUGGAGAAGAACUCCGACACCAGAAUCUGCCUUUAGGAAGACUACUGAACAGACUCUGUGGGUGCUGAGACAGCAUUUGGACACCAGAACAAACUCUGAGGAGCAGCGGUCGAAGCUACCGACGAACAGUUGAUGAAUAUGUUCUUGUCUUUGUAUAUAGAAAUAGUCGAUGAAUGUUGAACUCCUGAGUCUCUGUGUGAAAUAUUGAAAUACCUGCUGAUGCUUUCCAGCAGCCUCACUAAAACCUUCAGUCUGGGAAACUGUUCAGCGUUUCUCUGAGUGUUUUGGUUUUUAUAGACAGAAGACAGUCGACUCUGACAGAGUAUCAUUUAGGAUUUAGAGUGUUUCCUGCUGGUUUGAACCUCCAGCUUUUUUUUUCUUCCACACAUGAAACUGAACAGUGUCAGAUUUAGUGCAGAUAAGUCCUAAACUGUGUUUUGAAAAUGAAUCCAGUGUGGACAGACGCUGGCAGACAAGAUUUGAGUUUAAUUACAAACUAAGAGCAGUAAUUCACAUUUUCUGAUUUCAUGUUACCCUGUAGACCUGGAACUUUGUACUGAAGCUCAUUUCCACCAGCAAAAGAAAAUUAAAAGUCAAAAUAAGUCAAAAUUCUGAGAUAAAAAUAAAAAUGUUGAAAUAAAGUAAAAAAUAUAAAGGAGAUAUGAAAAAGUCUGCGUUUUGGAAAUAACAGAACUUACUGAGUCAUUAAUUAUUUUUUGAAGUUCACUAAGUUUAAGGAACUAAAAGGUUUAUUAAUCAGAAAUUUGGUAUGAAAAGUUAAAAAAGUUUGAAAUUAUUAGUACCAAAUGCUCUUUUUUAAUUUACACAGUAUUUUUGGCAGACAUUAACAUUAAGUCAUAUUUUUGAAGUUUUAACUUUUUGUCAGAAUUUUCACUUUAACUUCAAUGAGUCCAAAUUUUGACUUUAUGUCAAAGCAGUGAAAUAAAAAGUCAAAACUGUGACAUUAAAUCUAAACUGAGAUGAAAAGAAAACAGAUAAGAGUCCAACCUAUGACUUUAAAAUCUAAAUGUAGAUGUAAUAAAUAACAUGAGAUAAAACCUCAUAGACUGAGAUAAUUUAAAAAAGAUGACAUCAAAAUGAAAAAUGGAUAUAAAAGGUAAAACAAUAACUCAUGAUUCAAAACAAUAAUUCACUCAACAUUAAAAGAAUGAGAUAAAAAGCUGAACAAAAUAAAUCUAAAAUUCAAAAUGAUGAAAAUAAAGUAAAAAAUAGUUCCUUAUUUAGUAAAAUGUUUGACUCAGUAACUUUAAAGUUUUUUAUUAUCUCAGAAUGUUUUCUUGAAUAUUUGAAUUCACUUUCUUUCCUCAUGAUGUUUGUUCUGUAAAUCAGUUUGAACUUCAGUCAUUGAGAAGAAAACUGCAGAAAAUAAUAACAUUCACUUUAUUUUUCAGUUAACAUUGAACCAGCUUCAACAGUAAAACAGGUUCUAAUAAAAGGUCAAACAAAUUAAAGAAUGAAUCUGUGGGUGUUUGGACUCUAUGUUUUGCAUCCCUUCAUUUGGGUAAAUCCGAUGUUUCUGUCUGUCUAUAUGCUGGCAGGUAAAUGAUUAGUCUGAAAAGCAUUUUGGGAAAUGUAGGAGUUCUGUACCUGAGGCUGGUGUCUCUGAGGCAGUGUGAUGUCUGGUUUUAUGGGAUGAAUCAGCUGAUUUCCCAUCUGUGACAACCGUCAUCAUGUCAUAAAUCACCGGCUUUAGUUGUUAAUUUUUGUAAUUUGUGUUUAAUUUUACAUCAGCAAAGGAAAAAAAUAAAAAUCUGUUUGAGCAGCUGUGA
Molecule: messenger RNA, 2684 nt
Organism: Amphiprion ocellaris (clown anemonefish)
Lineage: Eukaryota; Metazoa; Chordata; Actinopteri; Pomacentridae
Product: protein YIPF6
Exons: 2
Coding region: 191-874 (227 amino acids)
Biological process (GO): endoplasmic reticulum to Golgi vesicle-mediated transport
Cellular component (GO): trans-Golgi network; membrane
Source: RefSeq, a predicted model, not a curated record